AUGUACCAUGUUCCGUUGGUACCGCGUGAUGCCGGACGCGAGGAGACAAUGUUUAGAAUUGAUCAAUCGCUCACAAAGUUGAUGCAGGUUUCUGAUGACGUCUUCAACAAAGUUGAGCAGAGGAUCGUGAGGAUUCAGCAGAAAGCUGAAAGAAUCAAUCAGAGAACGGAGACAUUGGAGAGAAAGUUGCAGAAGUUACAGGAGUCUGACAACAUCAUCACUUUCUUAUUGCCUCGCCAACUUCCAGACAUUCCGAAAUCAGAACGAACACCAUCAAUAUCUCUUUUUCGAGUCAAUGUUGAUUCCGGACAAAUGGCAAAGUCGGAAGAUCUUCCAGCAUUUCAAAGGGCAGAUGAUCAUAUUCUUCGCCCUUGUGAGCCCAUUGAUUUCACUUAUGAACUCAAAAAAACUGACAAAUUCUACCUGACAAGUCAAGUUAUGCGAGAAUACGAGCAUAAAAAAUGGGAAAAAUUCAAGAAGAAGUUGAUAGGAGGUCUCCGAGAGCUUCCUCUCUGUCGAGACGACUUCAACAUCGCCGAGUUGUUCUACGCGGGUACUUCUAUUCCUGCCUAUGAAGGUGUUGGUGGAGACUUCCUGCAGAGACAUCUAGAUUCUGACGAUGGGACAUCGACAAGAAGAAGUGGACGGAACGAAGAGGCUAUCCAGUCGAGACUCCAUGAGCAGCUUUUGGAGGAUACUGCCUUGAGUAGGCUGAGUAACGAUGAUGUGGAUGACAAUCAUCCACUGGCGUUCCGAAUGGAGCAAAGUGAUACGAAACCAUUGGUAGAGAUGCCCAAUAGUUUGCCAAAUCUCAAAGGUCAUGCUCAGGAUUUCACACUUCGAGACCUAGGAAUCGAUGAGGAUCUUCUUCCUGACCUCACCGAAGAUAUCGUCGUGGAAAUCAGUGAAACCCCAGAACCGACCACUGCAUUUGUUCCAGUGGUAGUCGCUGAAACAAUAGAACAACCCGUUCCUCCACCCGUUGCUGUCGUUAUGGUGCCUGCAGCGAUAACGAUUCCUUCCAUCGGAUCCCCUCCACCUCCACCGCCGCCGCCACCUCCACCGCCUCCACCGCCUCCUCCUCCUUCAGCGAUUCCUCAAACUCCUACCCAAUCCACUGCAUCAUCGGUAACCUUCAGCCCAACAAAGUCAGUCGAUGGUGGCCGUUCAGACUUGAUGGCAGCGAUUCGAGCAGCUGGUGGAGCAAGUAACGCAAAGUUGAGCAAAAUGACUGAUAGGCAAACUCCGAAACGGAAAGGAAGAUUCGAUGGGAUUCUAGAGUCCUCUGCUCUAGGAUCAGAGGCAUCUCUAGCACGGAAUGCUCCUUCUUCUGCAGGAGGUGGAGAUUUGAUGAGUGCUUUAUCGAAAGCUUUGGAUGCCAGACGAAAAGCUAUCAGCGGAAGGAAUGAUCGAGCAUCAACGUCGUCUGUGAAUCCCACGUCAUCUGUUCCUGCCCCACCGGAUUUCAAUGACGAUGAUUGGAAUUGA
Caenorhabditis briggsae is the source of this 1488-nucleotide messenger RNA. RefSeq names its product Protein CBR-DDL-2 (gene Cbr-ddl-2). Gene Ontology annotation, cellular component: recycling endosome; early endosome; WASH complex. Gene Ontology annotation, biological process: Arp2/3 complex-mediated actin nucleation; retrograde transport, endosome to Golgi; exocytosis. NCBI's taxonomy places the organism in Eukaryota, Metazoa, Nematoda, Chromadorea, Rhabditida, Rhabditidae. Gene Ontology annotation, molecular function: gamma-tubulin binding; alpha-tubulin binding. The record is from RefSeq and is a predicted model, not a curated record.